UUGAACGGCUCAAGUCAUUCCUACAGAGGGCUCAACAGAUAAAGAAAUCCCCAGAAGUGAUGGUCCAGGUGCUUUCCAGAAAAGACCAAGCCUUGUGUAUGGCUACAGGGUACUUCCCGAAGGGGGCGAUAUUGAGCUGGGUUAGAGAGGACAACCAGGAGCUAGUACCUGAACACAGACUGCUGAGGGAGGAGGAGGUCCCAAAUGGAGAUGGAACCUUCCAGAUUCGGCUGACGCUUCUCCUAAGUCCUAGUGAAGGACACAGUUAUUAUUUCUGCAGGAUUCAACACAGCAGCAUGGAUGAGCCAAAGAUAAAACGAUUGUCUCUAGAAGCCAGCAGGAUUGUGGGCCUUAAAAUUGGCUUGCCAAUUGGUUUGUCUGUUGCUCUCAUUAUUGCCAUGGCUAUUGUAUUGAGGAGGAAAUGUCAAACAAGGCAGUUUUCAAGACCUGACAUGCCACCAGACAGCACCGAACAGUCUCAGGGACAGCUUCUGUCCACGCGACUGUGAAAUCACCUUCAAAUCACGGUCCUCAC
This is a messenger RNA of Chanos chanos (milkfish), 535 nucleotides long. Its product is annotated as HLA class I histocompatibility antigen, alpha chain G-like. The transcript is spliced from 3 exons. The record is from RefSeq and is a predicted model, not a curated record. The coding region runs from base 60 to 509 and encodes 149 amino acids. NCBI's taxonomy places the organism in Eukaryota, Metazoa, Chordata, Actinopteri, Gonorynchiformes, Chanidae.